Octopus bimaculoides (California two-spot octopus) is the source of this 1547-nucleotide messenger RNA. RefSeq lists its product as uncharacterized. Gene Ontology annotation, cellular component: cytoplasm. Gene Ontology annotation, molecular function: oxidoreductase activity. NCBI's taxonomy places the organism in Eukaryota, Metazoa, Mollusca, Cephalopoda, Octopoda, Octopodidae. The record is from RefSeq and is a predicted model, not a curated record.
AGUAACUCUCUGUAGAAUAUAUCACUAAAUGAAAGGUUCAUUAUAAAAAUAUAAUAUAAUUGAUAAGAGUAGUCUCGAAGCAGUGCAAGUCUUAAUUUCGUUUCUACAUGAUUUUAUUGUAAGAAUUAAAACCAAUUUAUUUAGUGAUAAUUUGUUUGUAAACAAAAGAAAAUAUAAACAACACUUCUAUCCCGCAGCAAGAUUUUUACGUCCUUGAUACUCGUGUGUAUAUUUACGCGCGGUAUUGACACUGCUCUUGCGUUAUCUUAGAGAAGUCGGUGAUUGCCAGAGAUCCUCGUAGAUAACUUACGAUUAAAAACGUGUAUAAUUUUUCAUUAUCUUCAACGAUGGUUUUAAACGUGAAGUCUGUUUUAGUCACUGGUAGUAGUCGUGGAAUAGGUCUUGAAUUCGUGAAGCAACUUUUAAGGUUACCCACGCCCCCUCGCUAUGUAUUUGCAACUUGUCGUAAUCCAGAAAAAGCCGAGGAUUUGCAGUCAUUGAAAAAGGAUAAUUCAAACCUACGUAUUGUUCCUUUAGAUAUCUGUGAUGAAACUUCUAUAAUAAAAGCUAAAGAAGCAGUUGAAAAUGAAGUAGAAGACAAUGGGUUAAACUUAUUGAUUAACAAUGCUGGUUUGAAAUUGAGUAUUACUUUUGAAAAACUCAACUUUGAUUCUAUGAUGGAAGCCUUCAAAACCAAUGCUGUUGCUCCAAGUGUUUUGACUAGGAUAUUUUUCCCUUUACUGAAGGUAGCAGCUGCAAAGGAGAACCCUUCUUCAAAUUUGUCUUGUAAUCGUGCUGCAGUUGUGAAUAUCAGUAGCAUAUUAGGGUCUGUUACUGCUACUCGAAAUAGCACAUUUUUCUAUGAAUAUUCUUCUUCAAAGGCUGCUUUAAAUAUGAUUACCAAGGAUUUUGGGAUUCACUUAAAACCUCACAAUGUGCUUGCUGUGGCUCUUCACCCAGGAUGGGUACAAACUGAUAUGGGAGGUAAAAAUGCUAAUUUGACUCCAGAAUCAAGCGUGAAACAAUCACUGAAUACUCUGUCAACGUUAAAUGAAAGCAAUGCUGGUUUUCUUAUUGACUACCAAGGAUCUGUCAUUCCUUAGUAAGGUUUGAAUAAAAUUGUACAGAAUAGGAGAGGGCAAUAAUUUUCAUUAAAGGGUUAGAUUGGCAUGUUUGGAAAAUCUAAUCUUAUGUAGCCGAAUUUUAUAAAAUAGUUUUGGUUUUGGCAGGUAUUAUCAAUUUCAACUUUUUUAUAAUCAUGUAAUUGUUAAUAGUAAUUCUGAUUAAUAAACUUUAGAAAAUAUUUUCUCACAUUCGACGUGACAUAUAUGUUGGACCAAACAGACACUAUGUUAGAAUGUUUUUUGGGUCCAGAUUAUGUAAAAUUGUAGCUAUGGAUUCAACCAAUUUUUUAAUAUGUUUUUAUAAAAUUUAAUAAUUUUCUCUCAUUCUAAUAUGACAAUGAUGUGUUCAAUAUGAAUUAGAAUUCUAAUAAAAUGUGUUACAUGUAACAGAUGCAGAAUUAGAUUAAAAUAGCAAUUUGUUUA